Messenger RNA from Sphenostylis stenocarpa, 156 nucleotides. Lineage: Eukaryota; Viridiplantae; Streptophyta; Magnoliopsida; Fabales; Fabaceae. The record is from the annotation of a GenBank genome assembly.
GCGGCAGCAGACUCGACUGCGAGGCUGAAGACGACUCAGGAGGAGGAAAUUGUCGGAACAUGUGUCUCUAAAACUCUUCCUGGCUUCGAAUCAUGCCGAGCACAUGCUGGCCGAUCGUAUCUAGGCUUUGAAUCACUCCCUCCUGCCUCUGGCUGA